AUGGCUCUUGUAGGAGACGUAGAAUUGCGAAGUCUAGUGCGCGUAGAACGCGUAGGAGCGCACUCUCACAUUCGUGGCCUAGGAGUGAGUGCGAAUUUUGAUCCCGAAGAUGUAGCUGAUGGAAUGGUUGGACAGGUUCGCGCGAGGAGAGCUGCUGCUAUCAUAGUGAAGAUGGUCCAGACUGGUAAUAUUGGUGGACGGGGUGUACUCAUAUAUGGACAACCUGGAACUGGAAAGACAGCCAUCGCAAUGGGCAUUGCCAAAGCUCUUGGAGAAGAUACGCCUUUCGUAUCGAUUUCUGCAUCAGAAAUAUUUUCAGUAGAUAUAAGUAAGAGUGAAGCCCUCAUGCAGUCCUUUCGCAAAGCUAUAGGAGUUCGGAUUAAGGAAGAGACAGAGGUCCUCGAAGGGGAAGUGGUUUCGAUAGAGAUGGACAGGCCAGUGACUGGUGUCGGCCCGAAGGUUGGGAAGCUGUCUAUAAAAACUACAGAUAUGGAGACUAUUUAUGAUCUUGGUAGCAAGAUGGUGGACCAAUGCAUCAAAGAACGUAUUUGUGCUGGUGAUGUAAUCCAAAUUGACAAAAGCUCUGGAAGAGUUUCCCGCGUUGGACGAUCUGCAACACGCUCCCAUGACUAUGAUGCGAUGGGUCCGCAAACGAAAUUUGUUCCAUGUCCCAGUGGUGAAAUACAGAAAACACGAGAGAUUGUUCAUACUGUCUGUUUGCACGACAUCGACGUGAUAAAUUCUCGCAGUCAAGGUUUCCUUGCACUUUUCACUGGCGACACUGGAGAAAUCAAGAAUGAAGUUCGUGAUCAAAUCAACAAAAAGGUGGCAGAAUGGCGUGAGGAAGGCAAGGCGGUAAUCCAUCCUGGAGUUCUGUUUAUUGAUGAGGUUCAUUUGCUGGAUCUUGAGUGUUUUUCUUUCCUCAAUCGAGCAAUGGAGUCGGAUCUCAGUCCAUUACUUAUAAUGGCAACGAACAAAGAGAAAGGUGUGGUUCGCGGCACCGACGUCACCGCCAACUACUGUUUGCCUCCUGACCUUGUGGACCGUCUGAUUGGUAUUGCGACGAAACCAUACACAAGCGACGAAAUCGGUCGCAUUCUAAGUUUGCGAGCCGAUGAAGAAGGUGUGAGAAUGGAAGCUGCGGCUAUCAACCUGUUGAAAAUGAUCGUUGGUGAAACGUCGAUGAGGUACGGAAUGCAACUAAUCGCUGUGGCUAAUGUCCUCAGAGAGAGAAAGAAGAAAGCAAUGGUAACAAAAGACGAAAUUAGCGCUGCUUAUAAGAUGUUCUACGACACGAAGCGAAGCGAGGCCUACCUCACACAAAAUUCGAAGAAGUUCUUAUGUUAG
Necator americanus (New World hookworm) is the source of this 1347-nucleotide messenger RNA. RefSeq lists its product as uncharacterized. Gene Ontology annotation, cellular component: NuA4 histone acetyltransferase complex; Swr1 complex; Ino80 complex. Lineage: Eukaryota; Metazoa; Nematoda; Chromadorea; Rhabditida; Ancylostomatidae. The record is from RefSeq and is a predicted model, not a curated record. The transcript has 10 exons. Bases 1 to 1347 code for a protein of 448 amino acids. Gene Ontology annotation, molecular function: DNA helicase activity; ATP hydrolysis activity; ATP binding. Gene Ontology annotation, biological process: box C/D snoRNP assembly; regulation of transcription by RNA polymerase II; chromatin remodeling.